UUGGGCGGGAUUUGACGUAAUACGGGUGCGAAACAAAUAUCUUGAGCAAAGCAGAGGGAAGAUUACUGUAGUUUACUGUCGCUACACAGACUGUCUGCGGUUGACCCUGUAGGUUAACAGCUGUUUCACAGGAUGGCAGUGGAGUCAAUGUCACCCGACUGGGAAUUUGAUCGCUUUGAUGACGGAUCUCUGAAAAUUCACACAGAAGUGCAGCUGAAAAACUAUAACAAGUUUCUGGAGGACUACACGUCUCAGCUGAAAGCUAUAGAGGAAGCCUUGGACGACUCCAUCGGAGAUGUUUGGGAUUUCAGUUUAGAUCCGAUAGCAUUAAAGCUGCUCCCUUAUGAACAGUCUUCUCUUUUGGAGCUAAUUAAAACAGAAAAUAAGGUCUUUAAUAAAGUCAUUACAGUCUAUGCGGCCCUCUGCAGUGAAGUUAAGAAGCUGAAAUAUGAGGCUGAAACAAAGUUCUACAACGGCUUGCUGUACUACGGUGAAGGAGUUUCAGACACCAGUGUGGUGGAGGGAGAGUGUCAGAUUCAGAUGGGACGCUUCAUCUCAUUUUUACAGGAGUUGUCUUGCUUUGUUUCUCGUUGCUUUGAGGUUGUGGUUAACCUGGUUCACCAGCUGGCUGCACUGUAUAAUAGCAACAAAGCUGCCACAAAAAUCAUUGAGUCAAGUGGGGUACAUUUUCAGACGGUAUAUGAGCAUCUAGGGGAACUCCUAGUGGUUCUGAUCACCUUGGAUGAGAUCAUGGAGAAUCACGCCACUUUAAGAGAUCAUUGGAAGAUGUACAAAAGAUUACUCAAAUCUGUCCAUCACAACCCAUCUAAAUUUGCUAUUCCUGAAGAGAAGCUGAAGCCUUUCGAGAAGCUUUUAUUAAAGCUAGAGGGUCAGCUUCUGGACAGCAUGAUCUUUCAGGCUUGUGUAGACCAGAGAUUUGAUAAUCCUGAGGAAGGUGUUUUAGUCUCUAAAAACAGUGCCUUUGCUGAGGAGUUUGCUCACAACGUUCGCACUAUCUUUGCCAGUGUGGAGUCAAAACUCGGAGAGCCUGCAGAGAUUGACCAAAGGGAUAAGUACGCCGGUGUCUGCGGCCUCUUCGCCCUUCAUUUUCACAUUUUUCGUACAGUCGACAAGAAGCUCUACAAAUCUCUCUUGGAUGUGUGUAAAAAGGUCCCUGCAGUUACACUGACUGCCAACAUAAUCUGGUUUCCUGAUACCUUUCUGAUAAACAAAAUCCCAGCAGCAGCCAAACUGAUGGAUAAGAAAAGUAUCCAGGCCAUUUGUAUCAGCAGAGAUACUUUCUUGCAACAAAAGGCACAGACUCUAACGAAGGACGUGCAAUCUUAUUAUGUUUUUGUAACCUCCUGGAUGAUGAAGAUGGAGGCCAUCUUAUCUAAAGAACAGAAAACUGAUAAGCUCUCUGAAGAUCUGAGCAACAGGUGCAAUGUUUUUGUACAGGGAAUCCUGUAUUCUUACAGUAUCAGUACCAUCAUAAAAACCAUCAUGAACCUCUACAUGUCCAUGCAGCGACCCAUGACUAAGACCUCUGUGAAAGCCCUGUGUCGUUUAGUAGAGCUACUGAAAGCAGUAGAACACACCUUCUACCGGCGAUCCAUUGUAGUGGCUGACUCUGUGUUCCAUAUCACUCAGCAGCUGCAGUCACAAGCACUGGCUGCUAUUUCUACAGCUAAGAAAAGAGUGAUCUCUGAUAAGAAAUACAGCGAGCAGAGGCUGGAUGUCCUGUCAGCUCUGGUGCUCGCUGAGAACACGCUGAAUGGCCCGAGCACCAGAGAGAGAAGACUGGUGGUGUCUCUAGCACUAAGCGUGGGCACUCAGAUGAAAACAUUCAAGGAUGAGGAGCUUUUACCGUUACAGCUUGUCCUAAAGAAACUGGACCUUAUUAGUGAAUUAAGAGAGAGGGUCAAAGUGCAGUGUGAUUGCAGCUUUCUCUACUGGCACCGUGCAGUGUUUCCCAUUUACCUGGAUGAUGUUUAUGAUAAUGCUGUGGAUGCAGCUAGAAUACAUUAUAUGUUUAGUGCUCUCAGAGACUGUGUGGAGACCAUGUUAUAUGCCAAACACAUGGAGUCCUGUGAGCAGCUCCUGGAGUGCUUUGACAAAGAGAUCAUGGAGGUCUUCCAUGAGCAUUUGUUAGACAAGCUGUGUAAGGAGAUAGAGAAAGACCUCCGGCUCUCCGUGCACACACACCUCAAGCUGGACGACCGGAACCCUUUCAAAGUGGGAAUGAAAGACAUGGCUCACUUCUUUUCCCUCAAGCCUAUCCGAUUCUUCAAUCGCUUCAUAGACAUCAAAGCCUACGUCACACACUACCUAGACAAAACCUUUUACAACUUGACGACAGUGGCUCUCCAUGACUGGGCCACAUACAGUGAGAUGAGGAACCUGGCCACGCAGCGCUAUGGCCUGGUCAUGACCGAGGCUCACCUCCCCAGUCAGACUCUGGAACAGGGGCUGGACGUAUUGGAGAUUAUGAGGAACAUCCAUGUUUUUGUCUCACGUUAUCUCUACAAUCUGAACAACCAGAUUUUUAUUGAGAAGACCAGCAACAACAAGCACUUGAACACUAUCAAUAUUCGGCACAUUGCUAAUUCCAUACGCACCCACGGGACCGGCAUCAUGAACACAACAGUCAAUUUUACUUACCAGUUCCUCCGAAAGAAGUUCUACAUUUUUAGUCAAUUUAUGUACGACGAGCACAUCAAGUCCAGGCUCAUCAAAGACAUCCGGUUCUUCAGAGAAACUAAAGACCAGACAGAUCAAAAGUAUCCUUUUGAGAGGGCAGAAAAGUUCAACCGUGGUAUUCGGAAAUUGGGCAUCACUCCAGAUGGGCAGAGCUACCUGGACCAGUUCAGACAACUCAUCAGCCAGAUUGGUAACGCGAUGGGCUAUGUACGGAUGAUCCGCUCCGGGGGUCUUCACUGCUGCAGCAGUGCCAUCAGGUUUGUUCCUGAUCUUGAGGAUAUUGUAAACUUUGAGGAGUUGGUGAAGGAAGAGGAUCUUACUGAAGAGACUCAGAAAGCAGCCAGCGUUCUAGACAGCGUACUUAGUGACCUGACCAGUAACUCAUCUGAGGGAACGGAGUAUUUCAAAAUGCUUGUAGGAGUUUUUGCCCCGGAGUUUCGCAGUGUGAAAAAUAUGCACUUGAGGAACUUCUACAUGAUUGUGCCUCCUUUGACAGUGAACUUUGUAGAACACUCCAUCAGCUGCAAGGAGAAGCUGAACAAAAAGAACAAAAGUGGUGCAGCAUUUACAGACGAUGGCUUUGCCAUGGGUGUGGCCUACAUCCUGAAGCUGCUGGACCAAUAUCAGGAGUUUGACUCAUUGCAUUGGUUCCAGGCAGUUCGAGAGAAAUACAUGAAGGAAAUGAAAGCGGUGGUGAAAGAACAGAACGUUCAGGCCACCAACCAAGACGAGAAACUCAUGCAGACCAUGAACUUAACUCAGAAGAGAUUAGACGUCUACCUGCAGGAGUUCGAGCUACUUUACUUCUCUCUGAGCAGUGCACGAAUAUUCUUCAGGGCCGAUAAGACCGCAGCAGAGGAAAUUCAGGAGAAGAAGGACAGGGAGGAUGUUGUUAAAGCUGACGCUGCUUCGUCUGAGGCUGCUGCCACCCCUGAGGCGCGUGCCAAGUGAAACUAUAAAUCUCCCACUUCAAGUCUUUAACUUCAUGUUAAGGAGUGGCAACAAACCAGUUUAUCCGAAACGCAUAUAUCUAGAGUGCCAUGUUUUGGAUUCUAACUCAGUAUUGCGUGGAAAGAUAAACAGCCACUGGUCACUGAUUAUGAAUUGGGAACAUUCAGUGUGAACAUUGUGGAAUAUUUUAUUCCUUCUAAUGCACUUAGGACUGGAACUGACUGUGAUCUGCUUGCAGAGAAACAUGCUCUUGUCACCUUUAUAUUCUGAUUACUGUACAGAUUUUGUCAGGUAACUGUCAGCUGUAAUUAGUUGGUGAAUGAGACCUUUUUUUUAGUUUUAAGAAAUAUUUUAAUAUGAAACCUGUUUUGAUAUUCUAAAGCAAAUUUGAUUUUUUUUUUUUUUUAAAAUAUGAAUCAUCUUGGAUCAUCUCCCUUUUGCUAAUUGGAUCAGAAAUGUCUUUCCAGAUUCAUGGUAACAAAAGUAGAGGUGUUUAUGUAACAGGAUUUACAUUGAAGUAGAAGUGCAUUGUAAUGUUAGCGUAGAAUAAUCCAUCGCUUGUCUAGCUAGGAUAACAUGUUCAUCCCAAGGUGUAUACCUCUGUUUCUUUGAUACAGCGUGCUAAAGCACAUAAAACCCGUUCCAACAUUGGGACAUAUUCACUAGCCUGCAAAGUUCCUUCAUAGAAACUGUUUUGAGAUUAUGUGGAACAUCAAGUGACUCACCAACAUGGGUACAGGAACUCUCAUUAGAGUGAACGAGUGGAUGAGAAUUAAUAGGAACCAUUAUAAGAAACCGGUGUGGUCACAAGCAAGACUGGCGAGCAAAAGCCUUCCAUAGUAUAAGAAAAGAAAUGAUACUCCAAUGAUUUGUCUUGGUAAGAGAGCCCAAGUCCACUGAGCUGUAGCAAACUAACAUUGUAUUUUGUACCUGACAUCCAUGCUGCGGGAUCUGUAUAAAAUGUGUGCAAAAUAAGCUGUGUGUCAGAUCUUAUGACAGAGGCUCUGAGUGAAAGCUUUAAUGCACUGUAUUCAGACCAUAAAGCUCAUCAGUGCUUAAUUUGAAACCAUUCCAGCUGAGUGUUGAUUCUUUCUUGAACUCUUGUCAUGUUUGUACAAUAAUAAUAUUAAUUAUGGAAAACUAACCAACAUUUGUAAUGCCAUAAUAAACAAAUUUCUUGGAAUUCGGUAUCUCCA
Tachysurus fulvidraco (yellow catfish) is the source of this 4847-nucleotide messenger RNA. RefSeq names its product WASH complex subunit 4 (gene washc4). The transcript is spliced from 33 exons. NCBI's taxonomy places the organism in Eukaryota, Metazoa, Chordata, Actinopteri, Siluriformes, Bagridae. The record is from RefSeq and is a predicted model, not a curated record. Gene Ontology annotation, cellular component: endosome; WASH complex. Gene Ontology annotation, biological process: endosome organization; endosomal transport. The coding region runs from base 133 to 3651 and encodes 1172 amino acids.